AUGCAUCUCAAAUCCAUCCUCUUCACCCUCGCCGCAUCGACUACCCUUGUCGCCGCCGGCAGCGACUACUAUUGUCUCAUGGCGCAGGACGGCACGGGCAUGAUCCAGGACCCGUAUUGCUGCGAUAGUUUCUCUGAUACGCCGGGGGAUUCGAUUGCUAAAGUUGGGAAGAAUUGCCAGUCGAUGGAUGGACUUGAGUGGACGGAUCAGUGUCCUCAGGGUGGAACUGUGAAGUGUUGUUAUACUAUUGGUCCCCAGUUCAUCUGCACGGCAGAAGCAGAGGAGAACACGGAUGAUGAUUGA
Molecule: messenger RNA, 303 nt
Organism: Aspergillus niger
Lineage: Eukaryota; Fungi; Ascomycota; Eurotiomycetes; Eurotiales; Aspergillaceae
Exons: 3
Coding region: 1-303 (100 amino acids)
Source: RefSeq, a predicted model, not a curated record